Messenger RNA from Xyrichtys novacula (pearly razorfish), 1074 nucleotides. Lineage: Eukaryota; Metazoa; Chordata; Actinopteri; Labriformes; Labridae. The record is from the annotation of a GenBank genome assembly.
AUGGAACCCAGAAAGCAAAAACACAAAGGUGGCGCAGAGAAAUUGAGGGAGAAGAAAAAAAGAAUCCCUCGAGGAAAAUGCGGCCCAAGUCAAAAAAAUUGUGACCUGUUUGCGCAGCGUUUGGCAUCGACAUCUGGUUUAGCUAGAAGCAGCAGCAGCAGCAGGAGUGAGCUGACCAAACCACCUGCACCUGAGUCGUCCAGAUUCAAAAAUGAUGACGAGUCCUCUGACACGACAGAGCAUGGAGCAGCAGAGCCAGGUCAAGAAACCACUGAUGUGACGAUGGUAAGCUAUGUUUGAAACUUGGAGAUGCUACAGGUGAAAAUGCUCAUUUGGCUAAUGUUAGUAAUGCUGCCAAGUGCAAAACCUAGUGUGAAUCUGAAAUUCAUUGAGUUAUAGUAUUUAAUGUAUAACAAUAAUAAUAAUAAUCUAACAAUAAUAAUAACAACAACAACAGUAGAUACUGUUACAUUGUAUGGUUGAAAUCAACCUGUUGUCUUUGAAUUGACUAGAAUACUAAAUAAUACAUGAAGGAGUAGUUUAUAAUGUGUCUAUGGAAAUGUGUGUAUGGAGGCCAACAGUGGUCAUGGGGAGGAAAUAAAUAAUAUGCUCAUGUGCCCAAAAGAUACAGUUCAUUAAUGUAUUACCAUGUCUUGAUUAAUUUCUCAUGUACAUACUUUACAUGUAUUAAACUAUUUCUUUUAAAUAUUUACUGAUGAUUAAUUCUAUAGGUUAACUAGCGUGAUUAACAAAACCAAUUUCUUAUGUAGAUUGAAAAUGAUCCAGAUGUGGACAGAGGAGAUCGUCCCGAAAGCAGCGUUACUAUUAUGGUAAGGCUAAUGGCAAUAAUGCUUGUUUGCCAUGUUUGCUAUUUAGCCAUUUGUACUAACCCAUGCACUAACCCCCAAUACUGCCAUCCUUAAACUUUGUUGAUAGUGCAGUUUUAAUGGUUUACUAACAUAAUUAUCAAUGCUAAUCUUUUUGUAGUCUGAAGAUGAUCCUGCUGUCAGAGAUAGCCAGGAUAGUCAGGAAGUCACCAUGCAGCAGUGGAUCAUUUUACCAUGCCCAAGCUAG